UACUAAGUUAGUCAACACUAUAGUUUUGGGGAAGUGGGCGGUGGGAGCUGUUAGUUGGUUGGACUAAAAUUGCUAAUUUCGCAUCGAGAACAACAGAAUGUCUUGCUCGGAGUAUGGACCGCACAGAUACGACGACCUGCCGCUGGAGAUUGUUUUGAAGAUUUUUAGCUAUCUGGGCUACUCGGAUCUGCAAGCGGCAGGAUCCACCUGCCUGAGAUGGCACGCCGCCCUCGAUCAAGCAGAGUUCAACACGCGCACGCGCGUUUGCUUCUCCAAGGUUGUGCUGUCGGAUCUAUUCAGUCCCGGUGCUGAUCUCAUGCGCUGCGAGCGCCGUUUCCAGCACUUCAUGUUGGAGGACGUGACGCUGGGACAAGUUAAGGAGCUGAUGCGCUUCAUGGGAAGGACCGCCCACUCCUUGGCUCUGGACAAUGUGGACCUGAACGACAAGCAGUUCUACGGAAUGCUGGGUGUGCUCCCCCAUCUCCACUCGCUGUCGCUGAAGCGCUGUCUGCCGCUAUUCAUGUCCGGCUCCUUCCUGGACUCGUACAACAACUCCUGCCCCGACCUGAACGACCUUGCCAGAAACUUGGCCGGGAUCAAAGAGCUGACUUUGUGUGAGAACCAGUACCUCACCGACGCCAUCCUCAUGCGUCUGACAUCGUUCAUGCCCAGCCUGGAGACGAUCAACAUGUCCGGCUGCCACAUAGCCUUUCACAACGCCAUCCAUCGCAGAUUUUAUCCGGCCAACAGCUCCUCGGAUCACGUUCUUCCCAGCGAAUCGGUACUGACCUUCAAGUUCAUCCUGACCAUCCUGAACCUUCAGCGUCGCACCUUGCGUGUUUUAAACUUUAGCCACACGCUAAUUGGCCAGGCUUUGUUGGCACUCUGCGACCUUAAUCUCCAGCUUCAGCGUCUCUAUUUGGCCGGAUGCAGGCAGCUAAACUGCACUACAAUCCGGAACUUCUUGGCCACCCAGCCCCAUUUGACAGUUUUAGAUUUGUCGGCGACGAUGUGUGUAAACGACGAGAAUCUGGCAGCUCUGGUGCAAAGUAACCCGCAACUGGAACAUUUAAAAGUAAACGGGUGCCUUAGCAUCACAAACGCUGGCGCCGUUCACUUGGCCAAACUUAAACGUCUGAAAAUCCUAGACAUAUCAAACUGCGACAGCCUUACAAGCAGCGGCAUAAUCGAGGGCGUGGCUAGCGAGGAGAACCAAGUGAUGCAGGAGCUAAACGUGUCCUAUUUGCAAAUCUGCGAGGAGUGCAUCAAGGCCAUUGCCAGUAAUUUGCGCUGCCUGCGAUCCCUGCACCUGAAUCACUGUGUUAACGGAGCCACCGAUGAUGCUAUACAGUCGGUAAUCGGCCAGCUGCGUUGGCUGCGCGAACUCUCCCUGGAGCAUUGUAGUGGGCUAACAGAUGCAGCCCUUACUGGCAUAAACAUAUCCAAGCUGGAGCUCAGUCGCAAGCAGUCGGGCUCUCAGGUGUCCUCAAUGGACAACUUCUACCCGCCGUAUAGCAACACACUGGCGGAACGUGAUAGCCUAGCGGGAUCCCUGCAGUCCAUUAAAAUAUCGCUUAGGAGCAAAGCUGAGGAUGAAAUUGUGCGGGACGCCAGGCGGAAGCAGGCUAUGUUGGCCGCCUAUGAAAUGAACCUGAUACGCGAGGAUGACUUCGAGGGUCACAACAUUCAGCAGUUGCGAGGACUGCGGUCAUUAAACCUGCGAGGUUGCAACAAGAUCAGCGAUGUAUCCCUAAAGUACGGCCUCAAGCAUGUUGAGCUAAGGAGGUUGAUGCUCUCCAACUGUCAGCAAAUCUCGUUGCUUGGCAUGGAAGCAAUGGCCAGCAGUUGUCCAUCCAUUGAGGAACUCGAUCUAUCCGACUGCUACAAUAUAACGGACAAGACAAUCCAGGUGGUUACUGCCAAGUUGCCGCGCCUGAAGGCUUUGCACAUAAGUGGUUGCAGCCAGUUGACGGAGCACACGCUGGACGCCAUCAUCACCAAUUGCAACUGUUUGCAGACGCUGUCGAUAUACCGCUGUCGGAGCAUGUACACGGACUUGGAGGAACGGCUGUCCGGCGUAAAGACGUUGCGAAACCUUAACAUGGACAAUCUCACAAGUAUCGACAACGCCGAGUUUUUCCGACUUAAGAAGCGACUCGAUUACUGAUAUUUCGCCGCAAUUUUUAUUGUCCUGAUGUUGUACUACUUUCAGCUGUACAACUUCCGCUAGUCAAUCGCACCAGCCGCCAGAGACGCGCACAAAUAUUUAUUUUUAUCAAAAGACCCCCCGCAGCUGGGCUAUAGUUGUGAAAGCUUCAGUCAUAUACAUACAUACAUAUAUAAAGCAAAUGUAGAUGUUUUUGCGUAUUCACCCAAAAUUACACUAACUGCAUACAUUUAGGUUAGGAAAAUUACAAGACUCGACUGUAAUUAUAUUAAAUUUCAUACGUAAUGUUUGUCCACAUUCAACUGUGAUUUUUAGUAAGGUACGACUUGUAUGAAAAGAAAACACGAUUGCAAAUUAUGUGAUCAGUUGUCUUAAUCUGAAUUGUUUUUGUUGUUGUUGAAUGUUAAAUCUGCGUUAGUUCCAUAAUAGUUGAAAAAUUUGUUGAUUCGGUUUAAGCUAAGUAAGAAGAAAUUUAUUAUUGUCAUUGUAAGUUAACACAUUUCAAAUGAUUCAUACUCCUUGGUAGACUUAAACGAUAAAAUCGUUGUUAAAAUAAACGGAUUUGCAUUGAAAAUUUUGUAAAUAAAAACACAAAUAAGUAAUGUUAUAGCAACAAUACACUAAAGCAAUUAAAUAAUUAAAUGAA
Messenger RNA from Drosophila biarmipes, 2813 nucleotides. RefSeq names its product F-box/LRR-repeat protein 2. Bases 98 to 2167 code for a protein of 689 amino acids. Gene Ontology annotation, cellular component: SCF ubiquitin ligase complex. Lineage: Eukaryota; Metazoa; Arthropoda; Insecta; Diptera; Drosophilidae. Gene Ontology annotation, biological process: SCF-dependent proteasomal ubiquitin-dependent protein catabolic process. The transcript is spliced from 3 exons. The record is from RefSeq and is a predicted model, not a curated record. Gene Ontology annotation, molecular function: protein binding.